AUGGGGCCGAUCGAGCUGGAUCUGGGCCUGCUCGUGCUCUAUCUUCACCAACAGGAGGAGGAAGAGGUGCCCAUGGAGGGAGAGGUGGCCAUGGAGUGGGAGGAGGGCGCGGGGUGGCCGGGGUUGGCCGGGGUUGGCCGCGGAUCUCUGAAUCUGGCCCCGGGAGGAUUAGGCCAUGGUUCUGAGGCGGCUCGAGGAGGGGGUGCCCCGGGAGGAGGAGGCCAUGGUUCUACUCUAGGAGGAGGACGCCGCGGUUCUUCUCCGGGAGGAGGAGGCCAUGGAUCAUCGCCAGGAGGAGGCCAAGACUCGGUGGGAGGAGCCGAAGCCACAGCGGGAGGAGUCCAAGCCGCGCCCGGAGGAGCCCAAGCCACGUCCGGAGGAGUUCCCCUGGAGCACAGCAGCUCCCGGCGGGGUCAUGAAGAAGAGGGAGAUGACAGCAUCCCCGAUCUGGAACAAGACCCGGAUGCUCACAUGGAGGAGCUCGACGACGAGGCUGUCCAGUUUGUGGAUACCUUGGGUUUUGCUGCACCUGCUGCUGCGAAGAGAACCCGGGGAAAGAACUGGAACCAUGCUGAGACCAUGCUCCUGAUUGAUCUCGUUCGGGAAAAACAUCUCGCGAAGAUUGCGGGGGAGGGAGGAGCAGCCAGCAUGUUCUCAUGA
Molecule: messenger RNA, 660 nt
Organism: Selaginella moellendorffii
Lineage: Eukaryota; Viridiplantae; Streptophyta; Lycopodiopsida; Selaginellales; Selaginellaceae
Product: keratin, type II cytoskeletal 1-like
Exons: 2
Coding region: 1-660 (219 amino acids)
Source: RefSeq, a predicted model, not a curated record